Messenger RNA from Oxyura jamaicensis (ruddy duck), 1521 nucleotides. Its product is annotated as leucine-rich repeat-containing protein 30-like. The record is from RefSeq and is a predicted model, not a curated record. Lineage: Eukaryota; Metazoa; Chordata; Aves; Anseriformes; Anatidae. Bases 191 to 991 code for a protein of 266 amino acids. Gene Ontology annotation, molecular function: protein binding. The transcript has a single exon.
UGUUUGCUCAGCAGGAUGUCUCUGAGCAACCCAAACACUCCGCAUGUGUGUUGUUAUGUGCCUGGCAGAGAGGAAAGCUGACAGAAGGCCUUGAUCAACCGAGAACCUCAGCAGUUGCCUGUGGUGCACGCAACAAAUUGUCGGUCACCAUCCUGGGCUCAGUUCGGCCAGCCACAUUUUUGGUGGGAGAAUGAACGCAGCCUCUUCCUUCAGAUGUGCCCCUACGGGUCCUGACCCACUCUGGAGGUACCUUACAGAGCAUGACCCCAAGUACGAAGGGAAGAAGAAACUGAAGAUCUCUGGCAGAGAGCUGGCAGCGGUUCCUGAGCAGGUCUUUGGCUUGGACCAGCUGCAGGUCCUGGAGAUGAGCCCAGAACGAGAGAGCUGCCUGAGGCACCGCCUGGAGCUGCUCCCCCGAGACAUCAGCCGCCUGAAGAACCUCACCCUCCUUUACAUGGACUCCAACAACCUGAAGGCCAUUCCUGCCGAAAUCGGCUCUCUGAGGCACUUGGAGAGGCUCACCCUGAGCAACAACCGCCUGAGCUCCCUGCCCCCUGAAAUGGCGGCGCUUCAGAGGCUGCGCAGCCUCCACCUGGCCAACAACGGCCUGGUCGAACUGCCUGCCCCCCUCUGCCAGCUGAGGGGCCUCACCUUUCUGGACGUGAGCGACAACAAAAUCCGCACAAUCCCCUCCGGCAUCCAGCAUCUGGAGAAACUGGAAACGUUGUUAUUGCUCUUCAACUCCCUGGAGAGCCUGCCCGAGGAUAUCUGUGUUUUAAGGAACCUGCACACACUUUGGCUGGGAAAUAACCAUUUACGGGCCCUUCCGGCAAGAUUUGGGGAGCUGGUGAACCUGGACUGGGGAUACAAUUACUGCUCAUGCAAUUUUGAGGGGAAUCCACUGGAAAGUCCUCCCCCUGAAGUCUGCAGCAGAGGCCCUGAGGAGAUCAGAGACUACUUCUUGUCGCUUCAUAGGGCGCAGAGAGAAUAGACAACUGGUGCCAGUCCUCCUCAGGUGACUGAGAUGGAAUUAUUCUGUGCAAAUCAUCUGCACAAGAGAAAUGUGUUUCAGGUGGAAAAGUGGUGAAAUCACUCUGUGGAGCUCCAAAGCUUGGUCUCUGCUGUACCGUGAUUUCUCUGGCAGUCUGUUUUUUGACACCAGUACUGAGUGAUGGUCUAUACCUUUCAAAAAUUAUUUCAGGGACAGCUAUAAUCUUUUCUAGUUUUUGUAGUUGUAUAGAUCUAUCUCAGGAAAUGUAACUAUACAUUCAAUCUGAGAAUAUGAACAGUAUCUAGUCUGAGAGGAUAGAGUCAGGUAAGCACCUCGUGGCUGUAAGUGGCAAUAAUGUUUUAGUAGUUUGCACACUGGGUCGGUGCUUGAGUCUGGACUUCCAUUAGGUGCAGUCUGAGAUUUGUGGAAGUGUUUAUGACUAUACAGACUCAUGAAUUUGGAUUUAUCUUGAGGUGGCCCAGAAUCUCAUUACUUUCCAUGGCAUUUUGCAGUUUUGCAUCCAACACAAA